Messenger RNA from Mesorhabditis spiculigera, 1041 nucleotides. Lineage: Eukaryota; Metazoa; Nematoda; Chromadorea; Rhabditida; Rhabditidae. The record is from the annotation of a GenBank genome assembly.
AUGCUACUCCUACUCCUCCUACCGUUGCUCGACUUUUGUGCGGCCAGCUCGAAAAUAGUGACACCUGAUCUUAGCCACUUUUCGUACUACACGCCGGUCAACCGAAAUUUAAUGGUACACCUGGAAGAUCCAGCCUUCUCCAGCCAGUUCGAUCAGGUGAAGGCGUUCAGGGAUUUUGACCCAGUGGCUAUCCACAAGAUCUCACCUCUACGCAAGAAGCGCGAUGUCAGCUUGGAUGAGAUUGAGAAGAUGCUACACGAUCAAAAAAUUUCGCCGGAUUCCGCAAAGCACCUGGCUGCGAUGAUGCGCCGAGAUGAGCCGCUACCUAGCAGUGAGGGAGAUGACUCCAGCGACGAUGAACUGCUGCGCCUCCUCGCCGAGUAUUCCGAGAUGCGGAAACGCCUGCAGGACAUUGAGAGGAACAUUGACUUGACGCAAAACACGCCAAGCUGGGGAAGCAAGACCACCGCCCAGCCCGAGGAAGAGCUGGCACUGCUUUUGGAGGGAAAGUCAAUCCCAUCCCCACCAACUGAUAGCCAACUUUUGGAUGCAAUGAACCCGGCAUCAGGCUCCGACGUUGGCGAUCUGGUGCCGAUGAGCUCACCCAGCACUGACGCGACCACGGAUCAGCCUGUCGAAGCGACAACGCCCCUUCUGGAGACGAUGGUUGGCGAAAUCUACGGCUCCAAGAGCACCACCGAGAAACCAGCCCAGAAGAAGGAGGACGAGCUGGAGUAUUAUGAGGAGGAAGAGGAAGCGACGACAACUGAGGCUCCAAAGAAGAAGAAUACGAAACAUCACAAGCCGGCUGAGAUCUCGAGCCCGAAGAAAGUGUACGAAUACGUCAGUGUCAAUGGAGCCCCUCCCGUCCUCCGAUCCAUCCAUUCGCCCGGAUUCCAGACGCCGCAAUACAGCCCCCUUGUCUUCUCUGGGCCUCAAACGCGCUACCCAAUGCUGUCCCAGCUACCGUACGACCGCUACGCCGCCCCGAUCCGGCCCCAAGGGAUCCCGGCAUUCUACUACCCCAUGAAGAAGAAGGCC